Molecule: messenger RNA, 1869 nt
Organism: Magallana angulata
Lineage: Eukaryota; Metazoa; Mollusca; Bivalvia; Ostreida; Ostreidae
Exons: 2
Coding region: 88-1584 (498 amino acids)
Source: RefSeq, a predicted model, not a curated record
GGAAUAAAAACUAUCAUAAUCUACGCCAGUACUGUGCAUCGGAGAAUGUAAUGCUUUUAAGAGGAAUGGCUUAACCCCAACUAUAAAAUGAAGUGUUUACAUAGGAUUUCCUUGCUGUACUCCAUAUUUUGUGUUUUUCAUGUUUGCAGUCAGGCAUCACUUACUAAGAGAACUAAUAUUGGAAAAGAACCACCAAGUCGAGCCGUAGUUUUACAAGGCAGACAUGCCAAUGUCAAGGCCAGCGCUUCUUCUAGGUUUCCGAAGGGAUCCGGAUUAGGAGCAAUCCACGGAAAGUCCCGAUCAGUCUCCGGAAUGUUGAACUCGAUUGACAGCAAAAAAGUACACGACACACUAAAGAACACGGUGGGAAAAUCUCUCAUUGGACACAAGAAUCAAUUGAUUAACAAAGCCCUCAAUGGAAUAGCUUUGCUAUCCGACGCACAGUCUUUGCCAGGACUUCCUGUAGGAACUGUUUCUGGUGGGAAGCUCUUAAGCAGGGAUCACAGAUUAGCCCCCUCGACAAGUGUUCGCCAUCUUGCUAAACUGAGACGAAGAGUUUCUUCCCCUGGUGGGAUUUCAUCCAGGACAAGGUCAAAAGUUCAGGUCAAAAGUCACCGUAAUAUAGGUCGCACUAGAGGAACCAGUUUUAAGAAAUCUCACCGAGGACAUUUGAAUCAGCAUUCAAAUCAAAAUGGUGGCCUUUCUCUUGGACGACGAUCACGUCACAGAUCAGCUGGUGCUGGGACAAUGGACGUUGGUAGAAAUUCUCUUCAGCAUGAUACAAGACGGUCAAGCUUGCAUGGUAGUGAAACAAAUCAAUUGGGAACAUCGCAUAUUCGUCUUGCAAAGGUUGGACCAUCGUUCACAUCGUCCAUGUCACACACUGCAGAUUUGACAAACGCUCGACUUCUAAGGAUAGAGCCUUCCAGAUCUUUAUCUCAAUCUGUAACUAAAGGCGUUUCAGACGCACACCUUAUUGCGUCUUUACUAGAUCAGGGACAUUUAGAUCACCCUGACCUCACUGCACUGAUGCCUAACUUCGUUGCUGAGGAGCCCCAGAUCUUCGUUGACAAACAGUCAAAUGUCAAGGACACUUAUCCUCAGAUCGUCGUUGGACGACCGGAACCGCUUCUUGCCGCCCCGAUACUUCCGCUUGCUCUCGGAUCGGACGGCCAUGUGUUGACGUCAUCAAAUACACAAAUCAAAGAGGUUCUGAAAUCUGUUUUAAACACGUUGUCAAAUUCCCAGUCUCUCUCGCAGCAAGGCAUCGGAUCUCUAUUGAGGUCGAUUAGGAACACAGUGAACGGCCCCAGGAAAUCUCUAGUCACCGGUAUCCUGGGACCUAGAAUCGAGUUAUCACCAAUCAUUCACGCCGGGUCAAAAGCGGUGUCUACAGAAAAUAUCAUUCGGAUAAAAGAGUCCGGCAACGUGUCGCCGAUCGUACUGAAGACCGGCGGGCAGUUGGAGAUCAGUUCGGGGUUGAACAGGAACCCCACGUUUAAGAUUUACGGGUUCAAACCGUCGUCCAAUGGAGGAAGCAACCACGAUGAGAAAGAUAGCGACGACAAAAAGAAGAAAAACUGAUAGUAAUCUUUAAGACCAUGAACACAUCAGCAAACCAAUGAAAGCAUUUAGUUACAAGAGAGAAACAUCUAACAAUCAUAGAUGGCGUAUUCUGGGAAUUUUAACAGUAUGAAAACACGUUGUAAAGGCUUUGUUUUACAAAAUAACUAAAACUGUAUAAUUAUACGUUUACUGUACGCAGUAUUAUGGCAGUGAAACAUUACUAUAAUUAUUAUUAUAGAGAUAAUGUGCCAUCUUUGAUGUUUGGUGUUUAGAAAAUCAUUAAAAAUGAAUAUCCUCCACUCA